CUCUAUAAUCUGACAUAUUUCGAGGUACAAUGGCAGCCACUACACUCUCGAACUCCUUCUCGGCAGGAGAUAAUUCCACAGCCGUCAUCAUACCGAGCAAGCACAAUCCUCUCACAGUCUCAUACAAACAACUCUCCGCCGAAAUCUCCUCUUUCCAGAACAAGCUUGCAAAGCUCGGCGUAACACCUCAAGCUGCAGUCUCAAUUGCUCUUCCGAAUACAUACGAAUUUAUCGUUGCGUUCCUCGCCAGUGCCUGGCAAAGAGGCAUUGCAGCUCCUCUCAAUUCGGCGUAUAAGCAGGAGGAAUUCGAGUUCUACAUCGAUGAUCUGAAGUCCGCCGCCGCCCUUGUGCCCAAGGGCUCAUAUGCAAAGGAAGGCCCUGCUGUACGAGCAGCGAGGAAAUACAAUGCCGCCAUAGCAGAAUGUUACUGGAAUGGCCAAGAAGUUGUCCUAGAUGUGAAGGAGGAAGGAAAGCUGAAGGGGAAAGGCAACCAGAAAGUCGAAAGGGCACAACCAGAUGACAUUGCUCUGGUCCUCCACACCAGUGGCACAACAGGACGUCCCAAAGCAGUGCCAUUGACACACAAGAACCUCACACGAACGAUGAAGAACAUCAAGGCAACAUAUGACCUCUCGCCCGCCGAUCGUACAAUGCUCGUCAUGCCCCUAUUCCACGUUCACGGCCUGCUCGCAGGUUUCCUGGCUCCCUUAUAUAGCGGCGGAUCCGUCAUUGUACCGCCCAAGUUCUCUGCUCAUGACUUCUGGGACGACUUCAUCACCCACGGUGCCAAUUGGUACACAGCAGUUCCUACAAUCCACCAGAUCCUCUUGAAGAACCCACCACCGCACACCAAGCCAAAGAUCAGAUUCAUCCGCUCAUGUUCCUCGCCGUUAUCACCAACCGUCUUCCAUCAGUUGGAAGCAGCAUACAAUGCCCCCGUCCUAGAAGCAUACGCCAUGACCGAGGCCGCUCAUCAAAUGACCUCGAACCCCCUCCCACCGGGAAAACGACAACCAGGCUCAGUAGGAAUCGGCCAAGGAGUAGAAGUCAAGAUCCUAGACCAAGAAGGAAAAGAGGUACCCCAAGGCUCCGAAGCAGAAAUCUGCAUCCGCGGCGAGAACGUCACAAAAGGCUACCUCAACAACCCCUCGGCGAACGCCUCCUCCUUCACAAAGGACGGUUUCUUCCGCACCGGUGACCAAGGCAAGCUCGACAAAGACGGCUACGUAUUCAUCACCGGCCGAAUCAAGGAACUGAUCAACAAAGGCGGCGAGAAAAUCAGCCCCAUCGAACUCGACAACGUCCUCGCCCGACACCCCAAAGUCGGCGAGGCCGUCAGCUUCGCGAUCCCGGACGAGAUGUUCGGACAGGAAGUCGGCGUGGCCAUCGUGCCCAAGAGCGGACAACACAUCAGCGAAGAAGAACUGAAGAAAUGGGUUGCGGACAAGCUCGCCAAGUUCAAGGUCCCCAAGAAGGUCUAUUUCACAGACAACAUGCCCAAGACAGCCACUGGCAAAAUCCAACGACGCAUCGUAGCAGACACAAUGAUGAAGCAAGACCAACCGAAAGCGAAAUUGUAA
Mollisia scopiformis is the source of this 1580-nucleotide messenger RNA. RefSeq names its product acetyl-CoA synthetase-like protein. Gene Ontology annotation, molecular function: medium-chain fatty acid-CoA ligase activity. Lineage: Eukaryota; Fungi; Ascomycota; Leotiomycetes; Helotiales; Mollisiaceae. Gene Ontology annotation, biological process: fatty acid metabolic process. The transcript is spliced from 2 exons. The coding region runs from base 30 to 1580 and encodes 516 amino acids. The record is from RefSeq and is a predicted model, not a curated record.